UCAGGUGGAGCAUUCCAAAAUGCACAGAGCUAUAGCAGCAGACACUUUAGCAUAUCUAACUGAAGUUGAUAGCAAUCUGCAACAGGUUGCAGCUAUUAGUAACCAGUUGGUCAGUGCUUUAGUUGAUCUGCUCAAGUGUCCUUCAGUUGAAGCCAGGAGAGCUGCCUUCAGGGCUUUUGCAUCUCUAGCAGCUAACGAUGAAGAUAUUAGAAAACGGAUAAUUGACACAAAAUGUCUAAUGGACAGGGUUGUAGAUGGUUUAGGUGAUGAUAAUAAGGAAAUAAGAUUGGCUGCAGUAAGGUGUUUGCACUCGCUAAGCCGUUCAGUCCAACAGCUAAGAACAACAUUUCAGGAUCAUUCUGUUUGGAGACCCCUGAUGGUACUUUUAACAGAUUCUCCUUGCACAGAACUACUGACUGCAGCAUCUUCAGCUUUAUGCAAUUUGCUUCUAGAAUUCUCUCCUGCCAAAGAGCCUAUGUUACAGCAAGGUGUUGUACAGUUACUGGCUAACUUAGCAUCAAGAUCGGAGCCUGAUCUUCGGCUGAAUGGGGUAUGGGCAUUAAUGAACCUGGCAUUUAGGGCAGAGCAAAGGGUCAAAUCACAGAUAAUAACUGCACUAGGUACAGAUCAAGUAUUCAGGUUGCUGGCAGAUAGUGACACUAAGGUCCUCAUGAAGACUCUAGGUCUGUUACGCAACUUAGUAUCUCCUAGAGCCCACACAGAUACAAUGAUGGCUUUACAUGGCCCACAAGUGAUGCAAGGAGUGGUAUUAGUAUUAGAAGGAGCUCAUCCACCCGAUGUUAAGGAGCAGGCACUCUGUAUACUGGGAAAUAUAGCGGAUGGAGAAAGAGCAAGAGAGCAUAUCAUGUCCAAUGAAGAUGUUCUGAAGAAGCUCGUAGGAUACAUGACACAUCCCUCAGUUUGCUUACAGGAAUCAGCAGUUUUCUGUAUAAACAACCUUACUAGGAGAGGGGAGCCUGGUUCAAUUGACCGACAAGCAAAAUUAAAAGAGAUGGGAGUGGUCCAGAUUUUACAGCAACUGUUGAGUACGGCGGAUCCUGUAUUGUUUAACAGGGAGAUGAAUAGUGAUUCAAUUUCCAGAGUGAAGGCAGCCCUCACGCAGUUUGCUGACGUCUGAAGUGCUCUCGAAGAUUUCUAAUGUACCUUAAUCCAACUACCAUCCUACGUUUCUUUAUAACCGAUACAGUUUGCUGGAUUUUUAACAUUGUAACUUUGUAUGGUAACCAGUGUUGCCGAACCGAGAAAGACGUAGUCGGUAGUUAGUGUCAUUGGAAUUCGGUAGAUUCAAGGGCAAAAUUGGUAGGAUGAAAAAAUCAGGCCCAAUGCCGGAUCAAGGGGCUUUGUAUCAUUUAACACCGUGUAUGAAAAAUGAGCAUAUUUUGUAUUGCGCGCGAACAUAUAACCACACAACACGGAUUUUUUAAGAGGAUUUUUUCCUGAAAAAAUAUCAACUCGUUUAUUAAGACUUGUACAAUAAAACUCAUUUGCAAUCAUCUUUGUUUGUUUGUUUGUUUCAGAUUUAUUUAGCAUUAAUGCUACAAUGUCCGUAAUAUCCAUACUACACGGUAUAUAAAUAUAUUAUGACUUCAUGACUACAUAUUUUUAUAUAAAAUUUCACUAUGAAUUCUGGUUUCCCAUGAGAUAUUUUAUCAAUUUCCCUUUGAAGAUUUUCAAACUGGCACACAUCUUGAUAUCAUUACUCAAUUAUUAAAUUCGUACAAUCCCUUUUGAAAUACUGACUUGCUCGUUAUAUUGCUACUGCAGUUUUGUAAAUGAAAGUCUAUACUUCCUCUAGUAGAAUAAUUGUGGCACUCAUUGUUCAAUACAAUAAAAUUUUCUAAGUGAUUUAGUAGAUGAUUUUUUAACUUGAAUAUUAUAAUGAAAACCAAGUAGACUAUGAAAUUUUUGAUAAUUAACCAUUGUAGUUCUUUCAGCAUAGAAUUUAUUCUAGUAUAUUUAUUUAAGAUGAUUCUCGUAGCUUUAUUUUGUAAUAUUUGUAAUUUUGAAAAUACAGUUUCAUUUGCAGUGUACAAAAUAGUCGAACAAUAUAACAAAUGAGGAAGAAUGAUAGUGUUGCACACAAUUUUUUUAGAAUAAACGGUUAGUCUAUGCGAAAUUCUAUAAAAGUAACUUAUUUUCUUGGAUAUUUUUGAAAUAAUAUAUUCAUAGUGCCCUUCAAAUUUUAAUUUACUGUCUACGUAUAUGCGCAAAUAUUUAAAUGAUUCGAUUGACACAAUUUUUUCAUGAUUGAUUGUAAGAUUUAUCGUAUUUUGAUCAAAAGAUUUUUCUAUUAGCAUAUAUUUUGUUUUCUUUGUGUUUAGUUUAAGUUUAUUUACAUUUAACCAAUUUAUUACGUUUGUCAUAUCAUUAUUUAACAGCUCUAUUGAAGUUUCAAUGUCUUUAUUUUAUAUAGGUAUAUUAAUGUAUCAUCAGCAGUUGCAUUUUGCAGUGUUGUAAAAUAUCAGGAAUAUCGUUAAUAUAUAAAAUAAAUAGUAAUGGACCUUUUGCUACCCUGCGGCACACCUACCGAAAUGUUUUCAAUGUUUGAUAAUGUAUUGCCGAUUUUAGUUCUUUGACUUCUAUUGAUUACAUAAUGUUGUAAUAAGUUUAAUACUGAACCUUGAAAUCCAUAGCAAUGCAAUUUCAUUAACAAUUUCUCCCUGUCAAAUGCUCUCUUGAAAUCUAAGAAUAAUGUUACUGUAAACUUUUUUUCAUCCAUAUUUCGCCUCCAUUCUUCUACUACCAUUUGAAUUGCUGUUUCAGUAGAAUACUUUUUUCUGAAUCUUGCUUGAAAUUUUGUCAAUAUUUUAUUUUCUUCAAUAUAUUCAAUGUCUUGUUCAUAUAUGAUUCCUUCUAAGAGCUUCUCGACAUUUGGCAGUACAUUAAUUGGCCGCAUGUUUGUAUAUAACUCAGAAUUCUGCACUUUUGGAACAGGAGUAAUUAUAAAACAUUUUAACUUUGAAGGAAAUUCGCCAUACACUAAACAGUGAUUCACUAACAAUAAUAACUUAUCUCCAAUAAUGUUGAAACAUUCAUUCAUAACCAUUUUUGAAAGAUGUUCAUUAGGAUUUCUAUUCGAUUUAAAUCUUGUAAUAGCUUUUGAAAGAUGGCUUAUAUUUAUUGUUUGGAAUUGUCUUGGACACACCUUUUUCUAUUCUUGUUUAUAAGAUGUGAAUAUUUUUCGGUUUUAUUCCUGAAGUUGAAACCUUAUCAUCUAGCAUUUUAAUUUAAUAUUUGAUUAUUGAAAACAGAUGAGCUUUGCUUUCCUUAUUGCUUCUCCGGUAAUGAGGUAAUGACGCUUGAUGUAUCAGUCUGUACCUCUUGUACGCACAAAAACCAAUACAGGGAAUGCGGAUUAAAUGAUGUGCGUAUAUAAUUAUAGACAACCCAAAUCUUUGUCCUUCGUGUGCCCGACUGCUUAAGUGUAUAAGAUAGGUAUGGGACAUGAAACCACAUAGACUACGACUAAUAAUUCAUUUUUUCAGCAUUAUUUUUGGUUGUAUCUCUUUUUCGAAAAAAUGAAAAUAUCCGAAUUAUUUAAAAAAAAAUCGUUUUCAAUAUUUCUGUAAACAAGGUCUCAUUUCGGUAGAAAUACCGAAAAAUCGGUAGGUUCGGCAACACUGAUAGUAACUUAGUAUGUAUAUAUGAUUUAUAUAGUAUUGUCAUUCGGUGAGUUUACAUGGAUCUCCAAACCGGCUUAACUCAAAUCGAGUUAAACGAAUCUGUAUGAUUAAUAUCAGUUUAACAGCUAACCUCAAAGUAAUGUAUAGCCUAAGGUACGAUUCCACCAAAGUCGUCUUCAAGCUAUGGUGAAAGCAUACUUUUUAAGUGUUAAUCGGGCAAAAAAUUGCCUUUCAGAGUAAAAAGGUUAUACCCUAUGAUCAAAAAGUAUCGGGAAUUUAUGAAUAAAACAAAAACGGCUUAAUUUUCAAUCAAAUUUAGUUUAUCGUCUUCAAAAUAACAUCCACCUGAAGCAACACACAUGUACUAGCGUUUCAUCCACUGCUCCAUGCACCGCUGGUAGGCCGCCUAAGGUAUGGCCUUUAGCUUUCUCGUCGCGUUCUGCUUGAUGUCAUCUAUGGACUGAAAUAUCUUUCGCCGAAGUAGUAAUUUGAGUUUUGAGAAGAGAAAAAAGUCGCACGGGGAGAUAUCAGGUGAAUACGGUGCUUGUUCAAUGGCAUUACUUGAGAUGUUUGGUCAAAUAAUCAAGCACAACUCUGGCCCGAUGCGACGGCGCGUUAUCAUCGUGCAAAAUCCACGAAUUAUCUUCCCACAAUUCUGGCCAUUUACGACAUAUAGUAUCCCUGAAAUGCUUCAGAAUGGACAAGUAAUAUUCUAUUCACUGUCUGGUCCGGUGGUAGAUACUCCUUGUUAAUCAAAGAAAAUAGUCAAUACAGCCUUCACUAUUGAGCGGCUUUCGCAUCACCAGUAAUUAGGCGUCUCAUGAAGGUCGGAUCAUUAUUCGCUUCAUAAAUAUUGACGCAAAAAUAUUGACACGAAUGUCAGUUCUGGUGGUACCAACAAAAAAAAAUCAUAAUCACCGGUUCUUCCAUGCGCAGUUUACUGAAAUUAAAAAUUCCGGGUACUUUUUGAUCAUGAAAUAGGUGUUACAAUUGCACCUCAUAUAGGAACGUUCUUUCAUGCGGGAAAAAGGAAUCAUCAUGGAUGUAAUUGUUAAUUAAUAAUUCCAGACGUAUUAAUCGAAAAGACUCUUGGCACGUGUAAAUUCGAACGAAAAUCAAAUAUUCAGGAAAAAAAACUAAAGGAGCUCACUAUUUUGACAGGAAACGUCCGUGUAUGGGCUGUGGAUGUCCAUAUUUACGCUGUAACCAUAGUCAAGACACAAAGCAUCAAUAAUUCAUGUUUUUCGUGUGAUCUAUGUGGCAAAAAUGGAAUAAAAAUCGAUAGCUUCAACCUUGUCAGUGUUGCUGAUUAUUGGUUUAUAAUAAUCUAUCGAUGCUUACCCAGAUUUUAUGAUCGCGCUUUUUGUUCAAAUUUACUUUUGCCCAGAUUUACGUGUUUCAUCGUGGGGAUAUUUCUCAUUUGCAGUCUACCAAACAUGUUAUUCACAAAGUUUGUUGAAUAUUUUCUAAUGUGCAACAUGUUGUGGAAAAAUAAAUGAGUAUGCAACAUUAAUAAAACUUUGUUUUGUCAAUCAGCUCAUUAUAAAUAUAGCAGUUUCUGAAUAUCUUCAGGCAGUUUUUGGCAUUUCCACUUUUAGAAGCUUUAUUGAACUGAUAGAUAAGUUUACUUUAUUAAAUAACGUGGUUUUUAGCUAUAUUCUAAUUCAAAGGGUAAACACCAAUUUUAUAAACAAUAAUUAAAUGGGAACAGUACUUAUGCAAUGUACAUUCGUAAUAUUAAAAAGUACGCCUGCCAACAAUCACGACCUUUUGCUAUCACAUUUACGCACAAAUUUCAACAGAGGUGUGGACACAUUAGAUUUUUGUGCUCAGUGUAUGCUGAUGGAUCUGUCCAAUAUCCUUGAGUGUAAUAUGUACACAUAUGAAAAGACUCCUUAGCCUGUUCCGGACAUCAUAAGGCUUUUAGUUUUUCAAAUCUACUCAUUUUUGCAAAAAAAUAGUCAAUUAGGG
This is a messenger RNA of Acanthoscelides obtectus, 5615 nucleotides long. Lineage: Eukaryota; Metazoa; Arthropoda; Insecta; Coleoptera; Chrysomelidae. The record is from the annotation of a GenBank genome assembly.